Messenger RNA from Trichoderma virens Gv29-8, 456 nucleotides. RefSeq lists its product as uncharacterized. The coding region runs from base 1 to 456 and encodes 151 amino acids. Lineage: Eukaryota; Fungi; Ascomycota; Sordariomycetes; Hypocreales; Hypocreaceae. The transcript is spliced from 13 exons. The record is from RefSeq and is a predicted model, not a curated record.
AUGGCCGGCCCAGCGAUCAACUUCACAUACUUUCGUCCAUCGGCUGACCGUCUGCCCACUCCGCGAAUGCCAGCUACACGAUCAAAGCAGAUUCAAUCAAAAAUGGCGCCCAACAACGACAAAGCCCCCGUGAAGGGAUCCCGCAAGGCAAGUUACUAUGUUCGAAGACUCGACGGGUCUCGUCUUCGGCUAACGGGAAACGGCUAUACACAGGAAGCAGAACUGGAGAUUGCGAAGUUCGCCGACAUGUUGCUGCAAGUCAACCAGGAGAUUGUGGAGCUUGAAGAGAAGAAGGAACUUCUCCAACAUCGUGUUGAGUUCUGGGAGAAGAGAGCGCUUGCGCUCAAUCGUCCUCAAAAGGACAUCAAGGCCAUGACGGCUACCAUGAUUGAGCAAUGUGGAAAGGAAGCCGAGGAGGAGCUGGCGAAGGAGAAGGCCGAGAAAGAGGCAAAGUAA